AUGGGUGUUUGCUAAUCAAUAAAUAUUAAUAAGAUCAUUCCAGAUCUUGACUAAAUAUCAGUUGGUAAUGUAGCCAAAGACUUGAUCUCAAUUGAAAAACUACUUAAAGAAUACGAAAUUUUCUUGAAUCAUCUCAGAGAUUCUUUAAGACAUCUCGAUACUAUAAAGAUUCGCAUCAAGAACGGAGAAAUUAUUUAUAAAGCCUAGAAAGCGCUCUCUAUGUAUACCUAUUAUGAUGAAAAAGGCGUGAUGUUGAAUUAAGUACAAUUAGCAUAGAAUAUAGACAGAAGAUAGGCAGAAGGAAGAUAAGCGGUUAAUAAUGUAGUUCAUGAUCAAAAUAGAGAAGUAGAUGAUUUCAUUGAGAGUUUUAAGUAAUCAAAAUAACUCAAGGUUAAAUAAUAGUAGGAUGACUAGAAUUAAAACAAGAGUGCUGAGUAACCUUAACCAGAUAAUAUAAGAUAAAUUCAAGAUGAUAAUGAUAAAGAUCGCGUGGAUAAUUAAAAUAAUCUAGAAUAACCAGAAAACUUACUAUUGAAAAUUGGUCAUAAUAAGAGAUAAUUGAAUAACUAAGAAGAUUCUGAUGAAAAUUCAGUUUAACUUACUGAGAAUUAAUAAGCAGAGUACUUUAUAGUCGAGGAUAAAAGAGAGUUUGAAGAGCUCAAUUAGAAUGAGGAUUAAAAUAAUAAUGAUUAAAGUUUUAUCGCCUGCAAUUCGACCUUAGUUAUUCAAGAUGAUUAAGGUUUAAUAUGA
Stylonychia lemnae is the source of this 750-nucleotide messenger RNA. The record is from the annotation of a GenBank genome assembly. NCBI's taxonomy places the organism in Eukaryota, Ciliophora, Spirotrichea, Sporadotrichida, Oxytrichidae.